UCGAAACGAUCGCAAAUGCCGUAUACUACGUAUACGCGCCAGAACGUGAAAAAGUCAAAAAAAUUAUUUUAAUUUUUUAUUCAUUGGUUUUUCAGACACAAGCAAUACUACAAACUGAUGGAGGAGAGGCUGUGGGAGAUUCUCUCCCAGGUUUACGUCCCCUUAAGACACAAGCAAUACUACAAACUGAUGGAGGAGAGGCUGUGGGAGAUUCUCUCCCAGGUUUACGUCCCCUUAACACUACCAGGAAGAGCUUUCGUUGAUCUUGGCAAUGGGGAUUAUCGAAUGGCUGGAGAACGCUUACAGCAAGGGUUUCAAUGAAACCGGCGACGUUACACGGGGUCAAAAUCUUCGAAAAGCGAAAUGGACUUUCAUGCUAAAAAAUCGCAGAGAUGAGACGGCAAUUAAAGAGAUGUUAGACAAAAUCCAUGCGGAGGAUAAAAGUUACGAUGAGGAAAAACUAGUAAAUAACAUAAUAGAAAUUGAGAAAAUAGUAUUGGGCCAAGAAAAGAGAUUUGAGGAAGGAGUUGCGAAGGCGGGAUCUUAUUUAAACCAAGAAAAACAUAGAAUUAAACUCAGAAGAAAUCCGAUCAUGCUUGUGAUCUUUACUGAUACUGUGCCUGCACACAUAGUAAAAACAGUUAAUUUAUUAAAGGAGGUGUACGUCAAUGAGAAGAUUCGUCGUGUCAGUGGAGAAGAUUAAAUAAGAGAUCGAUAAGUUGACUUAUACAAGGUGUCCCAAAACUCCGUACCCCCCCUCGUAACUUUUGAACGGUUAGAGAUAGAAAAACGAAACUUUGGGAAUGUUUCUAUCUUAAAGGGGUCCA
This is a messenger RNA of Bemisia tabaci, 827 nucleotides long. Lineage: Eukaryota; Metazoa; Arthropoda; Insecta; Hemiptera; Aleyrodidae. The record is from RefSeq and is a predicted model, not a curated record.